AUCGAUUGGGCUAUCCCUACUCGGUUUUUUGAUGUCGGUCGCAACGUGAAAAUUUAAAGAUUUCCGCAUAAUUCUUAUGAAAAAUCUAUAGAAGAAAACUACGAAUUAACUGGAAAUUAUUAGGCCACUAAACGACCACUAAUUGAUGUGGAACCAGAACGUUCUAAACAAAGAGUUGAAUCAAGUUUUAGGUUGUGUUUUUCGUUGACGAAAGGCUAAGUCGAAACGUAGCCAAAAGCUAGAAAAAUUGCAACAAACAAAACAAGCAAGAAUUUUGAAUAUUUAGCUACAUUCCUUUGCAUGACAUUUGUGUGAAGUGGAUCAGUAGUUGUAUCGUCCAGCCAUUCGUAGGCUACUUGUAGUAAUUGACAGCGGUUCCAUAUACUCCAACAGGAAUUGUCUUCCGAUUCGCUUUUUUUUGUUGGGUUUGCAUGUGUGUGUGUGUUUGUGUGCCGUUUAAAUAAAUCACAUUAACGCGGUGCGGUGUAUGGUGGUUUGAAGAAAAACAGAGGAAAUAUUUUGCUGAUACCACCGCUUACACACACGCUGACACAAAAGAAAGUUGACCAGCAGCCGGGGCCAGUGGGACAACUAUCCAUUUUUCAUCGAGUCAAGAGUACAUCAAAGGGUGUUUCCAGCAACAAAGACACAACCUAUAAAAAGGAACAGCAAGACGGCAACAAAAAAUUAACCUAUGACAUGUUUUUAGAUCAUAUUCUGAAAACGGAAACAGCAAAUAGAAUUUGAUGACAAUUUCGUCCUAAAUAAACGGAACAAAUUCUCAAAUUUUUGGACGCUUCUAGAACAGCAGCAAAGUUGGCACCAGUUGCGCAUUUAAAUCUCAAGUAUGGCGCAGUAUACGCAGCCGGUUGUUGGACAGCAACAACAACAACAGCAAUCAUCGCCACCCCAACAACAUCAGCAGCAACAGACCCAAACUACAACACCUCAAGCUCCAAACAACACUAAUAAUAACAAUAUGAACAAUAACAACAACAACAACAAUCCAGCUCCUACUACACCGACCGCAGCAGCAGCACCGUCAGUUGUAGCAGCAACAACAAACAAUAACAACAAUCAAACUCAAACUAUUGCUGUACAACAACCUGUUGCCAAUGCCGGUAAUAACAACUAUGCCACAGCACAAAAUGUGGUACCUGGUGUUGUAGGCGUUGCCGGUGCUCCAGUCUAUAACCCGCAAUUGCAAGCGGCCAAUUUGUAUGUUCCUGCUGCUGCUCAUCACGGUAUGCCGGGUCAUCAUCAUCCCCAUCCUCAACCUGGUGCCAUGUACUCAACCAUGUUGCCAGCUCCCCUAUCAAGUAAUGUUUUUGUAAAUAAUGUCACUGCCAAUGUAAAUUUACACGGUUGGCCUCAUACCGCAGUACCCCAUGGUGGUUGGAUGCAUGCAGCAGGUGCUCCACAUUACAUACAUGGAGAAAUUCCUCCCGAACAGGGUGGCCCUGUUUUGCAGCCAAUGGCGAUGCCCAUUGCUUUGCCACCAACUGGUCAAAAUAUGAAUACACACUCUGGGGGCGGUGGUGGAGGUCGUGGUAAUCGACGUGGACGUGGUGGCCGGGGUGGUGGCAGUGGCUCCCGUCGCAAUGACUAUAACUCACAGCGUCAUACACCCCAACAACAACAGCAUCACCAUCAUCAACAACAACAGCAGCAUGAAGGUAGUCCUGCUCCCCAAGGAUCCAGUGUUCAAAAUACAAAUCAGCAGUCUCAAGAACAACAAACCAUUGAGUCCCAACAAAUAAUGUCCAGCAUACCCUAUGCCCCGGCUCAUCCUCAUGGUCCUUAUGCGGCUGCUCAAUAUCCAUACGGUUAUCCCGCAUACUUUGCACCCCAGCAACCAAUGAUCCAUGCCGGUCAAAAUCCAGCUGCACAACAAGCCGCCGGUACUUCUCUUUUCUUCUCGCCAAUGCCAGUCUAUAAUAACCCACACAUUUAUAAUUACGGCUAUUUUAUACCGCCCGUUGUUAAUCAAGCGGAAUACCCGUACAUGCCUGCCGAAGAAGUCAUGGCUGGUCAAGUGGUUGAUGAACGUCAAGGUGGCGGUGAAACAUCUGCCAUGAUCUGGCACCAACCACACAUGUAUCCUGGCGAAGAAUAUGCCAUGAAUCCGAACGAGAUGCAUUCAAUUGGUGCAGAUGACAUCAAUCAAAAUUCCGGUUCGGCUAGUGAGACCCCCACAAGUAUGUUAAGUCCUAACUAUACUCCAAUUUAUGAUCCACAAAUGCAUGAAAUGCAACAACAAAUGGGUGUCAUGCAAAUCUAUGAAGAUCCUCAAAUGGGUCAAAUGCAAGUGAUACAUUCUCAAGGGGGAUCAGCAGCAGCUGGUGGUAUUGGAACACAGAUCGAAGAUGAUAUAUCUGAAUGCGGUUCUCAGCGUUCAGCACCAAUACACAUAGUUCCAGCUGGUGCUAUUAUAGCAUCAGCCCCAAAUAUGGUGGCCGCUCCACCUGCAUUGCAGCAGCAACAUCAACCGACGAAUCAAAUUAGCGAACAAUUGUCUAUGCAUCAACAACAGCCACAUUUGAUUCCUGCCGCCGGUAGUGUAAUUUCCAUCGACCAAACAACGUCCACAAACCAACAACUGCCUUUGUCUAGCGAUAAUAACAAUGUCCUCGUCGCCGAUGGUGCUGGAAUGCAGCCCGGCGAAUAUGCCACAAAUAACGCCAUGCAACCAUGUGAAUCGAUUACAAAUCUUAAAGAAGAUAUUCCACAGCAGCAACAUAUUGUUGAAAAUGUUGGACAAGAUUAUCAACAGCAGCAGCAAAUACAAGGCGUUGAGAUCUCCACAGCUCCUAUGCAGAUGGACAACUAUAACGCCAAAAACAAUAAAAUACUUAUGACCGAGGUCCAUGCAUUACAGGAUAAUGUGCCAAAACCGACACAAAUAAUAACAACAACAUCAUCAGUGGCGGUGGCCAAUGUUGAUGUGGCAAUCGAAACUAAUGCCAUGCAACAAACUAUCGUACAGCAGCAGCAGCAGCAAACGUCACAUACCUUUGUUGCAGCAACUCAAACUCAAAGUGUUCCUCAGCAACAACAAGUGCAACCACAACAACCUCAAAAUUAUAAACAGCAGCAACAACAACCCCAAUCCCAACAAUACCAACAUCAACAACUGCAAACUCAGCCUCAACCUCAGCAGCAACAACAACAGCAUCAUCAUCAUCCUCAGCAGCAACAACAACAACAAUCAUAUAAUCAACACCAACAACAAACACACUAUCACAACUAUGAUAAUCGCAAGUCCUAUAGUACUCAACAACAGCAGUCCCGACGUAAUAAUAAAUAUGACCAUCACAAUGAUGGUUCAUCGCAGCAGCAAUCGCAACAACAACAACAGCAGCAGCCAACAACGAAAACCAUGUCCUGGACCAAUUCAUCACAACACAAAAAAUCCACCAACACUGUGGCGGUAACUGCAACACCUUCCUUGACCCACAAUCCGGGCUACAACAAACAAUCGAAUUCAUCGACCAAUUCUUCGUCUACCUCUACCCAUAGUCAUGGCACUCGGACCUAUACCAACCAACAGCAUCAUAGCUACCAACAGCAACAACAAACAACACAGACACGUAACUAUGGAGCCAUGAAAAUGCCUUCUUCUCCUGUCGCCUCUGGCACAGCGGCAACAGGGCCAGGAGCAACGAAUUCAUCUACUAUGGAACGCAAAAGCAGUCAAUCAUCAUCCGGUGAUCAUGCCGGUAAGACGCAUCAGGCCACAACAUCAACGGCAUCAAUAACCGCAACGCCCCAUCAAUUCCAACAAACUGCGGCAAAUGAAUCGGCCAAUACGGCUAAACAACAAAGGAAAUCAAGUGCCGCACAGCAGCAACAACAGCAGCAAGGAGUUGCCAGCCCCAACACAACUGCCUCCACAAACCCCUCAGGUCCAGCAAACGAGACUAGCACACCACCUAUAAAUUUGGCACCACCAGCCUCAGCAGCCGCCCAGGCAGCACCUUCAACGCCAUCAUGGGCCAGUCUGUUUACAGCAAGUGCUGCCUCUUCGGGCCCUGCCAGCUCUCCGGCUGCUGUGUACACAACAAAUCAAAAUACAUUGGCGGCAAACAACAACACUCUCCCCUCAAACUCAGCCGCCACCACCACUGCCAAUUAUGCCCAGAAACCAAUUGCAAAAGUUGCUCCCUUUGAGAGUGUUGCCUCUACGGCCACACCGGCCGUAACACCUGGUGCCUUGUCAUAUUCAGCUGCUUCGGCUCAGAAUCUACCACCACCACCGUCCUCUAACGCCACCAAUUCAUCCGCUGCUCUGGCAACUGUAGCCGGUGGCAACAGGAAGAUCACAAAUUUGGCCAAUCUCGAUGAGUAUUCAUUGAAAUUUGCCGAUUUCCUAACCAAAUACAAGAGUGAUUGGACCACAAUCAGUCUGAGACCCAGAGGCCUUACAAAUCGUUCGAACUAUUGUUACAUUAAUUCGAUAUUGCAAGCUUUGCUUGGCUGUUCGCCGCUAUACAAUUUAAUGCGUUCCAUACCCAAACAGGCGGCCACUUUGUGUGAAGUGAAAACACCCACAGUCAAUGCAAUGAUGUCAUUUAUGUCCAAUUUCUCCAAUUUGCCAAGUGGCCUUCGCCUGCGUACCGCCAAAGGUGGUAAAGGCAGCAACAACAAAGAUGACUUAGCACAAGAAUUGCAAUGUGAUCCUGCCUUUGAACCCACUGAAAUCUACAAACUGUGGAAUGAUAGUCGCGAGGAGCACGUCGAAGGACGUCAAGAGGAUGCCGAGGAAUUCCUUAGCUAUAUCUUGAAUAAGCUCAACGAUGAGAUGUUAGAGGUUGUAAAACUAAUUGCCAAACAAAAUCCAGAACAAAAUGGACAAAAUGAUCAAUCCGAAGGUGAGGAUGGUGAUGUAUGGCAGAUGAUAUGCAAUAACCGCAAUAAGGGCAGCGUUACACGCCAAACCGAUUUCGGCUGCACUCCACUGAGUGAUAUAUUCCGUGGGGAACUUAGAUCACGCUUGCAGCGUGAAGGUGAACAUCCCACUGAUGUUAUACAGCCUUUCCUUACACUGCCUUUAAAUAUUGAGAAAGCUGCCUCGGUUAAAGAAGCCUUAGAAAUCUUGGUCGGCCGUGACCAGCUGGAAGGUGUUACCGGAAGUAAAAGUAAACAAGAAGUCCUUGCAUGGCAGCAAAUGAAUGUCGAAAAACUACCACCAAUUUUAAUUUUGCACCUGAAAUGGUUUGACUACCGUUCCGAUGGCUGCACAAAGAUUUUGAAGAAAGUCGAAUUUCCUGUUGACUUGAAAAUUGAUACCAAAAUAUUAGCAUCCAAAAAGUACUCACAAAAACAACGAGCUUAUCGCCUAUUUGCUGUUGUCUAUCACGACGGCAAAGAAGCUUCCAAAGGUCAUUAUAUCACCGAUGUUUAUCACACUGGCUAUGGUAGUUGGUUACGCUACGACGAUAGCUCUGUAAAGUCAGUCAGUGAAAAUCAUGUUCUUUUGCCAAGGACACCACGUGUGCCUUAUUUGCUCUACUAUCGGCGCUGUGAUACAAUACCCCAGCAGAAUAACAACAAUAACAGUGGCGGUGGUGGUGGUGGCGGUAAUUCAUCAUCGGGGGGAAACAAUGCAUCCGGGGGUCAUAAUACACCAAAAUAAGCAAAAAAAAUCACAACGACAGCAGCAAAAAGCAAACGGUAGCAGGAAUAACAAAGAAAAUGGAAAAUGACAGUAAUGAGAUAUUAAAAAAAGUAGCAGCAGCAACAAUAACAACAGAAAAAAGAUGAACAAGUGAAGUGAAAAAUAUGAGAGACAACGAGGAACAGCAUCGAGCCACCAUCUAGCCUCCCAGAUCAAGCAGGCAAGCACAUAACGUAAUAGCAUGUAGACCAAGUUGUAAACGUAAACAUUUGGCAAAAGUGUGUAUGGGAAGCCACAAAGGUGGGAGACAUAAAUACCAGGCAAACUGUUUUGCAACAAAACGGAGAGCGGAACUAUAAAAUAUGACUACCUAUUUUGGAUGAUGGAUAGAUAUCAUGGUGACACCAAGUGUCUUUAAAGCUAACGACGUAUGUAUUUAUAAGAUUUGAGCAGUUCUCGUGUUAAUAUUAUGAAGAUGACACAUGCAACGCAAUACGGCCAAGUAAACAUCUCUUCCACACAGACACACACACCCGCACGCAUUCUCUCAAACAUUAAAGCAAAAAGUGCAACAUCUCUUAUUUUGCAAUCAGGUGAUAUGAAAAUUAAAAAGAAAAGAAUUACAAAAAUAAAUAAUUAUAACAAUAAAUAUAACAACAACAAUAAUAGAAAAGAUGAUGAUGAUGAAGUUGAUGACGACUGACGGUGUAAUUCAAAGUAUGUGUUUGUAUGUAUCUAUGUAAGUAGGUAGUUUAUUAAUGAAUAUUAUUAUAAUAAUUAUAAAGCAAAUAAGUUUAAAUCUCAGACUGUAAGUUCGAAAUAGACACGAAGAAAAAGAAAACACAAAACAAAAUAUAUAUUAUAUAUAAAAACAAAGAACAACAACAACAAUAAUAAUAACAAUGAAAUAUGAAAAAAUAAUCAAAACCCAAACUUCAAGUGAAUCUAACAUCCUAGACAUAAUAGUAUUUUUUCCUUCCUUUUAUGUUUAUGUUCUUUUAAAUUCCGUGUGAUGUAUUGAAAAAUAGAGAACAAAGACAACACUGUCCAACAAGAUGAAUGUCAACAAAAUGUUAUGUAACAUAUAUAUUCGUACAAUAGAUUUUGAACAUAUGCAAUUUAAUUUUGAAUUAUUGUUCUUAAUUCUAUUUCAAAUUCGAAUGAUUGACAUAUUCGUACAACAGAUUUUGAGUAUGAAAUGUAAUUUUAAAUUAUUGUUUUUAAUUUUAUUUCAAAUUAGAAUUAUUUCUUUUUUUAACAAAAUUAUUCACUUAUGGAAUGAAAAUCAAUAGAAUUAAAGACUUUGCUCGGGGUUUGUGAACUCGCUUAAAUGUACAUAAAGUAGGUGGUGAUUGGUGAUUAUAAAUAGUUUUAAAGUAAUAUUUUAAACAGAUUUUAAGAAUAUUUUUUGUAUAUUUUCCUUUGCUCAAAAUUUGGAUUUCAUAUUCACCAAUAGCAAUUAUUCUUUUUUUAUUAAUUUUGUUUUUCCAUUAAAAAUGUUGAACAUCAGGCAUCGAUACCAAUAACGUAUUUCACGUUGCUAUUGCGUUAAAUUCACCGAUUGAUGUUUAUCAAUAUUAUUCAGAUUUAAAAAUGUAAUUAAAAAAAUAUUGCUCCACAAUUAAAGUUUAUAGGCUUAGCUAUUCUACUACUGUUCUAUCUAACCAAAUCUAUUCCAAAUAAUUGUCGCACCAUAUUCAUUUGCUUGCUAUCGAUUUGUUAUCCAAUUGAUAGUUAAUUCUUCAAAUUAUAAAUAUUACAAUUUAAUUUUUACAAUUUAUGCAUUAAUUUUAAAUAAAUUAGGUAGGCAAUAUAAGUUAAAUACACAUUCAUCCUGUAUUCCAAAGGUUACACAUCUUUCACUCUGUCUAAAAUUUACCCAAAAAUAUAUAACCCAUUUUCGAUCAUGUCUUAUCACAUUUCUUGCAAAUCUCGAUGCUGAGCUUAACGAAGAUAGUAAAGGAAAUAUGAAGUAGGUUUCCAUAUACAGUCGUCCUUAUAUAUUUUUUCAUUGCUUUAACCAUUGCAUUAACCUAUUCGAACAUUGUUUUUCGUUGGAAUAAAAUGAAGAACAAGAAAAAUCUUUUCUUCCAAAGAGGGCUGCUAGAAAGCAACGAUGGGAAAAAGCCUUUGGCGCCUCGAAAUCUCUUAGAAAUGUUACUGGAAAAUUAGGUUUGCAAUAAUAGUCUUGGUAGAAUUAACCUAUUAGAACAAAAUAACGAAUAAAAAAUCUUUUCUUCUAAAGAAGGCUGGCAGAAAUUUCUUAGAAAAUCUAUUGGCAGAUUUGGUUUGCAAUGUAUGUAUACAGGUUGCUUGUAGACCUACGUUUUCUAAAAAAAGUAAGUUAAAUUUGUAAUCAUCAUCAAAGUUGUAACAAAAUACUGAGAUAAAGGAAAAAAGUACAAACAAAAAAUAAAUAAUUUUUAUAAAUCGAAUCUAGAAUAGGUAAAGAAUACAAUAGGUAAAGAAUACAAAAAUCUUUUCUUCCAAAGAGGGCUGGUGGAGAACAUACGAUGCGAAAACAACCUUUUAUGCCUCGAAAUUUCUUAGAAAAUCUAUUGGCAAAUUUGGUUUGCAAACAGAAAACAGCUUUUGGUGGCUCGAUUCGAUGCAGGUUGCUUGUAAAUCAGCUUUUUUUUUAACAAAGUCAGUUUGUUAUCUUUAUCAAAAUUGUAUGAAAAUACUGAGAUAAAGGAAAAAGUACAAACAAAAAAUAAUUUUUCAAAAUCGAAUCUAGAAUCAUCCAAUAGGAACUUAAUAAAGUAUACAAAAAUCUUUUCUUCCAAAGAGGGCUGGUGGAGAACAUACGAUGGAAAAACGACCUUUUAUGCCUCGAAAUUUCUUAGAAAUCUUAUUGGCAAAUUUGGUUUGCAAUUAAUAUAGGUUGCUUGCAAAUCCGCUUUUUCUAACAAUGUCAGUAUAAUUUGUUAUCUUCAUCAUUGUAGCAAAAUACUGGGAGAAAAGUAAAAAUACAAAAAAAAAAAAUCAAAAUCGAAUCUUUAACUAACCAAAUGGAACUUUAUCUUUCUUUGGUCGACAAAUUUGCAGCUGAACAUUGGGAAAAAAAAUAAAAAUAAAUAAUAUUUUCUUCAAAAAAAGGCCUAGUAGAAAGAAAAAAAGCCAUUUCAAAUAUUCGGUACCUCGAAAUCUAUUAGAAAUUUUAAUGUACAAUAAACAAUUUUUUUCAAAAAUGUUAUCUAGGGUCUCAAGAAAGCGGCCAACAAAUGUUAGUGAGUAAAAUAAUAGUCCUAUGAACUCUUUACAUUUUUGGAAGUAAUGUUUGUGGAAAGAAGUAAAUGUUCUUUGCCACGUAUGUGGAUGGAUACCAGUUUGCUCGUAAAUCAGCUUUUUCUAACAAAGUCAGUUUGAAAUCUUCAUCAAAAUUGUGACAAAAAACUGAGAGAAAAGAACAAGUAAUUUUUUUUAAAUCGAUUCUAGAAUCAUCCAACUGGAACUUUAUCUUUCUUUGGUCGACAAAUCUGCACCUGAAGAAAAAAAAAUUCUUCAAAACAAAAAAAAAAAAAAAAAAAAAAGAGACUUGUGGAGAACAUGUAAAAUAUGCGUUGUAGAAAAUAUGAAAAAAAAUAAAUGUACAAAAAACAAAUUAAAAAAAAUUUAUCUAGGGUCUUAAGAAAGCGGCCAAAAAUGUUAGUGACUAAAAUAAGAGUCCUAUGGACUCUUUAAAUUUUUGGAAGUAAAAUUUGCGGUAAUGCAUUGAAAUGUGAAUGCUUUAGCAUUCCUUUUGUAGAACUAAGUUUUGCUUCAAAUAAUUUGAUAUAUUUUAAAAUAAUGACCAAUAGAUUCAUUCAUAUGAUGUUCUGAAGUUUUUUUUUUUUUUAUGAAAAUAUAAAACAUCUACCAUCUUUGUGAAGAGAUUUUAUAAGGAUAAGAUAGUGACUAAAAUAAGAGUACCAUGGACUCUCUUAAUUUUUGGAAGUAAAAUUUGUGUCAAGGCAAUAAAAGUUCUUUGACACGUAUGUCGACGUGAAUGCUAGAGCAUUGCUUUUGUAGAACUAGGUUUUAAUACAUAUAAUUCUAUACAUUUCAAAAUAAGGGUGUUCUGACUAUAAAGCAUUGUCUUACCACAUUUCCAAAAUUUCAAUUGGUUUCAUGAAAACUACAGAUUUAAACAAUUUCAAAAAUUGUCGAUCUGUCUUUGCAACCUUCUGAUUUUUUGCAUUCACGAACGUGCUAAUCAUGACUAAGUAGAAAAGGCUUUUGGACGGUUUUAUCCCAGAAUACGAGUGCUUCUUGACAAUUACAAGCUGCAAAUUAAGUUAUUUAUAUUUCAAGGUACAAAUUUUUAUAACAUGAAAAUUUAUUCUACUAAAUCUUAUUGUAAUUAAUUAUGUACUGAAAUUUUUUCGGAGCAGGUUAUACAAAAAUAUAACGUCUACCAUCUUUAAGAAGAGAUUUCAUACGAUUCCAAAAGGAUUAGCUAUUUUUUCCAUCAUUUAUACUAGUACUUUCAACGAGUCUAGCUAGCAACAAAUAUGUUAAAGGUUCCAUGUUUUUGGGCUUAAACUUUAAAUUUUUUCUGCGGUUUUGUGUUGUAGUUGUUUUCUUGUUUUCAAGACUUGCCCAACACCAGCAACAUAUAAAUAGGCUCUUUUCCAAAAAAAAAUUAAUUAAAAGAGUGGGAUAUAUUAGCCUAAUGCUUAAUUUUUUAAUGCAGUUGUACCAUUCUGGGGAUUCGAUUAGAUUUUUCAAAUGGGUUUUUUUAACAAAUAGCAUGAAACACAAAACUUCCACACAAAAAAUCCAUGGAUAUUUUUCGAAAAAGUUGUAAUCGAGAGUUAGUAUAAAAUGAAUUUUGGCUUCAUUUCUAUAAUUUUAAAGCCAAAAUUGCUAAUAUUGAUAAUCACAAGUUUUGGAUUUAUUUAAUUUUAAUUUAUACAGAUUUAUAUCUUUAUAUACACUUAACUUCUUGUUGACAAACAGACAGAACAAAUUUAUUCGCCUUGUUGUACAGUGUUAUCAAACGAAAAUAAACAUUUUUACACUAGAAUCACAUUCUCUAUUUUAUUAUAUUAUUAAUUAAUAAUUUGUUGUUUUAACUGUGAAAUAUAACUACUUUUUUUCUUCUUUGUCGCAUCCAUUGUCCUCUUCAAUAUUUUAACACAUCGUUUCGUUUUGUUAUAUAAGUGUUUAGUUUUAAGUAAUUGCAUUGCUAGUUUAACUAGAGUUUAUAAACUAAUCUACAUUUAUUUUUGUUUUAAGUCUUAGUAGUUAAAUUAAAAUAUUAAUAAUAAUAACAAUAAUGAGCACAGUUGUGAAAAUCAAACAUUGAAACUGUAAAGUUCAAAUGUUAAAAAAGAAACAAACAAAGAAAAUAUUAUACUAAUCAUAAUUCCAAUAUUAGGAGGGAAGUUAUUAUUUAAUUUGGCCAAGUAAAACCGAUGAAGCGUCAUUUUGUUCUUUUGCUAAACAAAAAGAAAAAAAAAACACACACACAUUGUUGAAAACCCAUGAAAUUGCUGUGAAGAAAAUAUGAUACCAAUAAAAAUUAAUAAAAUCUGUUGGCAAAACAAAUUAAUAUUCUAUUUUAAUAAUCAAUAAUGAUUUGUAAAUUUAUAGCUAAUUUUAAGUCUUCUUAAUUUCAAGUCAUUAACAUCAUGAGGGUUAUUUUAUAAAAAGUGAAUAGUUAUCUAAUACAAUCGUCGCAUUAAAUUCUAGGGUUAGAAAUUUAAAUUCACAAUAGUUUGUAUUAAAAAAAUAAUGGACUUUCCAGAUCUUAAUAAAGGUUUUCAAAUACAUCCAAUGCUAUCUGAGUGUAGAAAAGCUA
Messenger RNA from Musca domestica (house fly), 11402 nucleotides. It is a transcript of the gene Usp10, whose product is annotated as putative mediator of RNA polymerase II transcription subunit 26. The coding region runs from base 848 to 5635 and encodes 1595 amino acids. Gene Ontology annotation, molecular function: cysteine-type deubiquitinase activity; cysteine-type endopeptidase activity. The record is from RefSeq and is a predicted model, not a curated record. The transcript has 10 exons. Gene Ontology annotation, biological process: DNA damage response, signal transduction by p53 class mediator; protein deubiquitination; regulation of autophagy. Lineage: Eukaryota; Metazoa; Arthropoda; Insecta; Diptera; Muscidae. Gene Ontology annotation, cellular component: cytosol; nucleus.